Aspergillus saccharolyticus JOP 1030-1 is the source of this 906-nucleotide messenger RNA. Its product is annotated as bZIP transcription factor. NCBI's taxonomy places the organism in Eukaryota, Fungi, Ascomycota, Eurotiomycetes, Eurotiales, Aspergillaceae. Gene Ontology annotation, biological process: regulation of DNA-templated transcription. Gene Ontology annotation, molecular function: DNA-binding transcription factor activity. The record is from RefSeq and is a predicted model, not a curated record. The transcript is spliced from 2 exons. Bases 22 to 906 code for a protein of 294 amino acids.
GGCUACGAGUCAGUCCCCAGAAUGAGCCCUACUCCGGACCCUCCGCAGACCAAGAAGCGCGAAUCGCGUGCCGGGGCACGGAAAGUGACGUCGCUCUCUGCUGAACAACUCGAGAGGAAACGUGCCAAUGAUCGUGAGGCCCAGAGGACCAUUCGUCAACGGACAAAAGAGCAUAUCGAGCGUCUAGAGCACCAGGUCGCUGAGCUGAAGGUGAAGGGGGAUCGAUUCGACGAAAUAGUCCGACGGAAUACGGCGAUGGAGAUGGAGAUUCGCUCCUUAAGACACCAAUUAGCCUUGGCUACAGGCAGGCAGGGACAUUCCGGUUUGGAAAGCACAUACAGUACUCCCUCCGGGUCCAUGCUACCUUCACCCCACCUUCCGGACUCCUUGAGCUUAAAUCCAGCUUCUAGAGCGGCUUCCGUGCUGUCCACGUCAAGUCGAACAUCUAUGGCUCCUGAAUGGCAGUCUUAUGGUCCGACUCGAACAUCUUCCGCUGGCGAGCCUUCGGACACAAAUUAUGGGGUCAGACUCGAACCCUACGUCUACGAGAGUCAUAUUCAAGCACCCAAUCCGCUACCGGUCGCUUCAGCCCAAAUGAACUACAAUCCUUCUCUGUGUGCACAACCCGCCCAGUCUUCUGAACCGGGUUAUCAGCCUUAUCCACAAAACUACCAACCCGAACCUAUCCGCGGUCUCGGGCAAGACGGCUCACAUCACCCUGCACAUCACAUACCCUGUGUGCCGGUGGGCCAUCGAUCCAUGUCAGUGCCGACUUGUUCAGCCGAAAGAGAAGCACCGGUGUAUCCUGUUGUUCCGGCGCCACAGCAAUAUCACGAACAGAGUCUCCACCCACACCCGCCACAAACGAAGAACGAAUAUAGCUAUGACUGGUUGCAUCACUCUUGA